AUGCUGACAUGCUGUGCAGUACCAAUCUACACCACUACUGCAUUUGCUUUCAAUAAUGCCGAGCAUGGAGUGCGUCUCUUGCAUAUCAGCGAGUUUGGCAACAUAUACAGCCGCAUAACCAAUCCUACUGUGAGCGUGUUCCAGAACCGCAUGGCGGCACUGAAAGGUGGGGUGGCCGCUUGUGCUGUUGCAUCUGGAACGGCCGCUGUCUCGAUGACCUUGAUGGCAUUGGCUGGCGUCGGAGACGAUAUUGUCGCCACGUCAACGGUCCAUGGGGGCACGUACCACCAGUUCAAGGUCCUCGCGCCGCAACUGGGGAUUGAAUGUCGUUUUGUCACUUCAAACGAUCCAAAAGACUUCCGGAAUUUGAUUGAUGAAAAGACCAUUUACUGCGAUCAGUUGUCCUUCGCAAAGCACUGA
Molecule: messenger RNA, 420 nt
Organism: Penicillium waksmanii
Lineage: Eukaryota; Fungi; Ascomycota; Eurotiomycetes; Eurotiales; Aspergillaceae
Product: LolC-2
Exons: 3
Coding region: 1-420 (139 amino acids)
Biological process (GO): transsulfuration
Molecular function (GO): pyridoxal phosphate binding; transferase activity, transferring alkyl or aryl (other than methyl) groups
Source: RefSeq, a predicted model, not a curated record